AUGUUAUAUAAAACAAGUGAAGAAAAAUCUAAUGAAUAUAAUUCAACAAUUGAUCAAGAAAAUGAAAAUCAAGGUGAAAUAAUUGUAUCACGUAGUAGUAGUCAAUCAAUUCAACAUCCAUUACCAGAUAAACGUGAAGCAUUACGUUUAAAUAAUUUACCAUCAACAACAUUAUGUGCAUAUGUUAAUCAUAAAGUAACUUUAUGUAAACCAAUAACACGUUCAAAAGCAAUAUCAUGUGCACCAAUUACAUUUAAUCGUGCAACACAAACAUUAUUAGAUGAUCAAACACCACCAAUUAGUUUAUUACCAAUACCAGUUGGACUUGUUACACCAUUACCAUUAGCUUUAGGUACAACUGAUUGUCCUGUACCUGUACCUAUACCAAUACCAGUUCCAUUUCCACUUUUUUUUGUUGUUAAUGAUCAAAAAUUUCAAGAUUAUGAAAUAUAUUUACAAAAAUUAAAAGAUAUUUUACCAACAAAUGAUGAUGAUUCACAAUUAUUAGCUUAUGCACAAACACUUUUUCCUAAUGAUGAUAUUCUUGGUUUAGGAAAAUUUAAUCCAAAGAGUUCACCAUUGGAUGAAGUUGAAGAUGCUGACCUUCAUAUUGUUGGACGAGGAUCAAAUGGAAAUAAUCAAAUUGAACAAGAAUUAACAGCUGGAGAUAAUGUUUUAAAUAAAUUAGUAUUUGAAUUUGAAGAUUUUGAUUUAUCAACAAUGGCAUUAACAGGUGGUGAACAACAUUUAAAUACAACAGCUGGAAAUUCACCUGAAAAAAUUGAAUAUUUAAUGAGACAAGAAGAUGCAAAAUAUAUUCUUAAAUGGCAUUUUGGUGUUAAAUUAUUUCGUGCAUGGAUUGAAAGUAAAAAUAAACCAAUUAGACAACGAUUAUUUCAACAAAAUGCACGUAUUAGAAAUUUAUCAUCAUCAAAUGAUAUUGAUAAUAAUUUAUCAAAACGUCUUUAUCGAUCUGAUCUAUUAUUAUAUCGUGCUGAUGAAUUAAAUACAGGACUUUGUCUUUUUUUAAAAGAAAUUCGUGAUUUAUAUGAUGGUGAUUCAAUUUAUUAUCUUUGUUUGGGUAUUCAACAUUAUUUACGUGAAAAUCGUUCAUUAUCAUCAACACGUCGUUUAAAUCAAGGACAUUUUUAUCGUACAGAAUCAAUUUUUUUUGAUUCAACAUUUAUUCAAUUUCAAUCAAAACUUCAUUCAAUACUUGUUCGUUUUUGUCAUAGUCGUGAUCCAUCACGACCAUUAUCAAUGCGUGGACCAACAUCAUCAAAUAUAGAUGAUCGUCCAUCACGUAUUGAAGAAGAAUUAUUAUGGGAAGCUAAACAAUUAGGUGCACAUACACCAUGGGUUUUAUUAAAUACAAUUUUAUAUUUCAAUACAAAAUAUUUUUUUCUUAAAACUGUUAAUGAACAUCAAGUUUUAUCAUUUUCAAAUGUUAGAAGACAUUAUAAAAGAAAUGUUGGACCACAUGGAGAAGAAUAUGGAAAAUCGGUUUAUUUAAGAUAUUAUCCACCAUCAACAACAAUUCAUGGAAUGGAAGAACAACAAUUAAUCUAUGAACAAGCUGAAAAUUAUGAUGAUCCACUUCGAUGUCCAGUUAAAUUAUUUGAAUUUUAUUUAACAAAAUGUCCUGAAAGUGUUAAAUGUCGACAAGAUGUAUUAUAUUUAUUACCUGAAGCAACAUGUGUACCUGAAUCACCACUUUGGUUUUCAUCUCAAGCAUUACCUGCUUCAACAAUGGAUCAUAUGUUAACGAGAAUAAAAACUGUACGAGAUGUUAAUGAUAUUCAUUUAUCAAUGAGUCAAACAUCAUUUGAUAAUAAUAAUAAUCAAGGACGAUCGUAA
Rotaria sordida is the source of this 1857-nucleotide messenger RNA. Lineage: Eukaryota; Metazoa; Rotifera; Eurotatoria; Philodinida; Philodinidae. The record is from the annotation of a GenBank genome assembly.